Caenorhabditis bovis is the source of this 906-nucleotide messenger RNA. Lineage: Eukaryota; Metazoa; Nematoda; Chromadorea; Rhabditida; Rhabditidae. The record is from the annotation of a GenBank genome assembly.
AUGUGGUUUCGAGUUUUUCUCACAAUUAGCAUUAUUGGAAGCGUGGCAGCCGUUCGUUGCUAUAGCGGCAUGCAAGGAUCAGUGAAUGGAGAUUCCAUCGGUCAAAUCGAGAUUGUUGACUGCAACGGGACCGAUUUUUGCGUAAAGCUUCCAUCUCGGGGACAUGUUGGAAGGAAACAUUAUGAGGGGGCCCAAUACAGCUGCGAUUUUGGAGAAUGCCGGAAGGAAACUUGCGAAAAGCGCGACAACGGCGAGACGAUUUGCUGCUGCAAAGAUGACGAAUCUCUUCCACUAUGCAAUCUUUCUCCAACUUUAAGUCAAAGCGCUCUGCGGCUCAGUUUGUUCAUCAUGGCGAGAUCCGCAUUUAACAAAUUCUUCUUGAUUCGUCCAAAUGCGAAGAAACAUUUCAUCAACAGCGACAACAUUGAGUCCUUUGCCAACACCGAGCGCAUGAAAGGUGUCUUUCUAAAAAUGAAUCGGAAUCUUCUUAAAGGACUCGAGGCCUAUUCGGGUGACUUUACUAUGGGCAGCAUAACUGAAGUGCUAAAGAUGUGGGAGGAAUUGGGAAAGGAGCAUCGUGCUAUCACUCCAUUUCUCACUUUGGAGAACUACAUGGCAUUCUUCGAGAUGCUUCCAAAGUUCCUCACUGAUUUUUUGUCAUUUCACCGUAAGAAGGGUCAAUUUACGAUCAAUGAGUAUGAGAAGGUUCACACUGUUUGGAAACAGAUCUUGGACGUAUUGAGACGUCGCUUUGUUAAGGGAUGGAACGAAAGCUUGGCGGCGGAAGCAAUCAAGAAAAACGCUAUUCCGUGUCACAGCGGCGAUACCUUAGUUAAGGAGUACGUUGACAAAAAAAGCGACAAUGACGACUGUGCGAUUUCCGUCCAUGACAUCAGUCUCGACUAA